AUGCAUAUGUUAUCUGUUCUCAUAUAUAAAAAAAAAUUUUUGGUCAGAAGUAAAAUACAGCGUCAGAACCAGUGUUUGGUACAAAAAAGUGUGCAAGCAAUAGCGCUACAGAUUAAAGAAGACCAAGCCGCUUUCUAUAAGUUUGGAUUCUAUGGUGCUCAAGACACGCUCCUAGAUGUUGAUGGAAGAUAUUUCUUCAAAGGUUGCUUUAUCCAAGGGUUAGUAGAUUUCAUAUAUGGCAAUGGAAGAUUACUCACCAUGUAA
Arabis nemorensis is the source of this 264-nucleotide messenger RNA. The record is from the annotation of a GenBank genome assembly. Lineage: Eukaryota; Viridiplantae; Streptophyta; Magnoliopsida; Brassicales; Brassicaceae.